GGAGAAGAAGAAAUAGCAUAAUUAAAAAAAAAAAUAGAAAAUAAUCUGUUUUCACCAUUCAUCUUUUACACAGAUUAAAAAAAAAGCGAUGUCCGAUUUACUCAAGCUUAUGGAAGAAUAUAUCGAAGCUGAUCGAUACCCAAGCUUGAUAAAAUUCUGUUCUGGUAACGAAGGGCUUGUAAAGUCAUACAUUAGACAUUUUGACACGGCUGCUGCAGCAAAAAAAAACCUGCAAAAUAAAAUGGGACUGGCUCAUCACAAUGUCCACAAGGGCAAGAAAAGAAGCCCUGGUUUGCAGGUUGACGUCGAUACAUUAUUUGCAGAGGCAAAAGCUGCUACCGCCAUUACAGUAGCUGGUUGGGAAAGCUUGGCUGCUUCAGUAGAGCAAGCACAAGAAAAAUUAACAUCAACUCAGGCCGAGGGCAAUGAAGUUGAGAGUGCCCAUGAGAAUGCUGAAGAUGGACAGACUGAUGAGGGCUAUCCAACUUUGUUGGAUCAAUUUGUUCAGUAUAAAAAGGCAGCUGAGCUCAUAGCGAAGGAAAGAGGUUUCUACGUCGAUGGCAACCUUCAUGAAAUCGCCUGUUUGAAUGAUGUUUUGUUCUUGAAAGAGAACGAAUACAGCGAUGAGCAACUCAGCCAUUUUGGUUUUACAAACUUGGAAGAACUUCGUGGUCAUAUAAUCGAAGAAUAUAUGGAUCAAAAUGAGAAAUUCGAUGACUCUUUUUUUCAUCAAAUUUCUGAAAUUUUGAGGAAUUUCCGUCCUCAAGACGGUAGAAGACGAGCGAAACAACAACUUAACGAGUUGUUAAAAGGAGCCGAUGAUGUGGAUUAUAAAUUAAUCGAAAUCCUGAUCAACUGCUUUAACAAACUCCCUCUCUUCAGCCGGUUGGAUGAAGAAAUUGGUGAAGCAGAAUUGCAAGGCAAUUAUAUUGACCCCAUCGUUUAUCCUAUGUUUCACGACCCAGAAGAUAACAUCUAUUUUCGAUGGCUAAAUAGACAAACUCAAGAUACGGAAGCAAGAAGACCAGAUGGUCACAUCUACAAGAUGAAACAGAGGAGAAUUGUUUGCUCAGUUGGAUUUGUGGAAGUUAAAGCUGAAAAAAGCAAUUCCCUCAAACAACAUGAAGAUAUGCUUAGACUCAUCGCCUUUUGUAAGGACGCUCUAGAAAAUCAAAGUAGAAAAGAAACUAUGAUUGCUGUGCAAGUUGUUGGAUGUUAUAUCUCCUUCUAUAUUUUUGUUCGCGUAGAUGGCUUAUAUUUGAUGGUUGACCUAUUAUCGUUCGAAACAGCGAAGCAUAUUGGUGAACUUCCGCUGCUGCUCAAUUUUUUCGAUAAGUUGAAGCGAAUAAUGAUUUGCAGUAGGGUUAAUGGCCUCGCAAAUCAAGAAAUGAAUAGAAAAAGAAAUUCAAGUGUAGACCAGGCAACACUUCUAAGGAUCAGUAAUAUCAAGAAACCGAGAAGUUUAUCAGCCUCCUUGUCAUUCAAAAAAUAAAUACUUUGAAAAUUGUAUUUUUAAGCGGAUUAUACUCUUCUACUCUCUCUUCAUUAUUAUUAUAUCUAUAGACUUAUUCCUUUUCACUUUACUGUAUAUGCUAUAGUGAACAUAAAAACUAUAAGAAUAAAGAAACAUACUACUAUAAGC
Messenger RNA from Mycotypha africana, 1642 nucleotides. RefSeq lists its product as uncharacterized. The coding region runs from base 89 to 1492 and encodes 467 amino acids. NCBI's taxonomy places the organism in Eukaryota, Fungi, Mucoromycota, Mucoromycetes, Mucorales, Mycotyphaceae. The transcript is spliced from 8 exons. The record is from RefSeq and is a predicted model, not a curated record.